AUGCUCGAAUCCGCGCGCAAGAAGCAGCGCCUAUCUCCGGAGGUUGCCGCGACACCAAAUGCUACGGACCGUACCGAACCUACCACUCCAUUCCGCCGCGCAAUCAGCGCAGGCCCCACACCAGAGAGCCGCAAAACACCCACCUUUCGAACACCAGGCACCGUUGCGAGGACUCCCCGAGGGGGGCCAGCGACACGGCCGAUAUCAGCGCGCAGAGCGGUACCAACGACACCUCAUGCGAUCAGGGCGUUGAGAGAGCGAGCCAAUGCUGCGCGAACGCCUGGGAACAGCCGGCGGAGGAGUGGGAGGGUACAGCGGGAGACGCCUCGAGACCUCCUGCGCAACCUCAGCAGAGCACUCGCGCAAGACAGCCGCCCAGUCGAGCCAGAACCCCAGACACUGCCACGCCGAAGUCGACACUCUGCUCUCGACCUCCCAGAUGUCGCGGAUAGCCCCGAUGUUGCCGCGCCCCGGCUCAGCAUGCCGCUAGAAGAUAUGUACGACGAUGACAGCUUCCACGAACGACCACCGAGACAGUCUUUACUACCAGAGUUGCCAGACGACGUGGAUGGCGGCACAGUUCAAUCGCUCGAAUUUGGGCGCCGAGCUCUAAGUGAGGAUCCCCGAUAUGUCAGGAGAGCCAGCGAGCGGUUUGCGGACUUCAGCGAGCUAGGGGCAGUGGACGAGGAGUUUGAAAUUGAUGGAACGUUCAUCAACCGGCGGCGCACAGGAGCCUUUGAUCCACUGCUGGAUCAGACCAUUGUAGAGGAAGAUGAAGACACAGUCGAAGCAUUGACGGGGCGGCGCGACGGUCCGUCCAGCGACGCAGACUUGGGCGUGUUUGGUCAAGGAGAUGACGACACCGAGGAACCCACAUUCAGAUUCCAUAUCCCGGAACAGAUACGAGCGCCCAUCGAGGAAGGAGCUGAGGAGCAAGUGGAGCUGGGCGACACUAUUACGCUACCAGAUGUCGCAGGAGAAGAGGAGGAGGAUCUAGAAGUCGACGAAGAGACACCCCCACUCGACGAACCAGAAGAAACAGGGGCAUUGGAUGUGAAUGAACCUACAGAAGCAUUUGGCAUGACAGGCUGGGAGUCAGAUCCAGGCGGAGACGACGACCUCGAGCUUGCCGCCUACCGCGAAGAAGAGUCCGCCCUAGACCGCAGUCUGCAGGUUCCCGAAGCCCCAGCUUUAGUCCAGAAACGCAUGGCAACACGACGGAUAGAGCUCAAGCUAUCACGAGUCGGCCUAGACUACCCAUCUUUCCCUGCUGCGCCGGUCAAGAAACUAGCGCUCAGCUUUAUGAAAUCGCAAGGCAGCAAAGCGCAACUGAACAAAGACGCACUUGCCGCCCUCGUACAAACAACCGACGACUUCUUCGAGCAGAUAGGUAUAGAUCUAGCUGCGUACGCACAACACGCCGGCCGGAGAACGAUCGAAGAGAGCGAUGUCCUGGCGCUCAUGAGACGGUAUGUUACAUUUCCUUACUUACUAACGCGCAAGACGAGCAGCAACACGACGAGCUUCUCGCUCGCGCAGAAAAUGCUGCCAAGAGAGUUGCUGCAGCAGCUCAGGAUGGAACCGCAGCCGAAGCUCAAGGGCCAGAAGCGGAAACGCUUGGCUACUGUACAGGAGGAAGACGAUGAGUGA
Macroventuria anomochaeta is the source of this 1650-nucleotide messenger RNA. RefSeq lists its product as uncharacterized. Bases 1 to 1650 code for a protein of 549 amino acids. Gene Ontology annotation, biological process: resolution of meiotic recombination intermediates; replication fork processing. Lineage: Eukaryota; Fungi; Ascomycota; Dothideomycetes; Pleosporales; Didymellaceae. The transcript is spliced from 3 exons. The record is from RefSeq and is a predicted model, not a curated record. Gene Ontology annotation, molecular function: protein heterodimerization activity; chromatin binding. Gene Ontology annotation, cellular component: Fanconi anaemia nuclear complex; FANCM-MHF complex.